AGUGGAUCCUUGAGCAUUGGGGAUGAGGUGGAUGAAGCUAAAGUGAUAGAACAACCGGAGGCGGCUCUUGUUGAACAGGAAGUAUUGGAGGUUGGUAAUAAAGAUGACGAGAAACUUACGCCUGAAGGGUAUUCUGUUAUUGAAAGUAUUCAGGUUGAUGUUGCUGGCCCAGGGGUAGCUGUUGUUGGAGAGACGGAAGAAAAUGAAGUUGUACCGAAUAAACCAGAGGAGGAGGUUGCUGACGUGGCUGCGAUUGAACCAGAAAAAUCUGAGGUGGUUAGUCUUGUGGAUGUGGCACCUAUGCCUGAAGGGGAUUCUGUUGUUGAUACCAUUCAGGUUGAUGCGCCCAACCCCGAGCUUGCUGUUGAGGAAGCAGAACAAAAUGGAGUUGCUGCUAAUGAAUUAGAGGCAAACGAGGCCGCUGAAGAGGUUGGUCUUGGUGAUGUGAAACUCACUCCUGCAGGGGAUUCUGUUGUUGAUACCAUUCAGGUCGGUAUGGUAGGCCCUGGGGUAGCUGUUGUUGGUGAGACACAAGAAAAUGGAGGUAAGAUUGAAGGAGUGGAGGUCCCACUUCAAUUGGUUGGUGGCUCUACUGAAAGUGGUAAUGGUGUCAAUGAAGAAGUGAGUACCAGGGAAGUUGGAGCUGAUAACCCAAGCUUUGAACCUGCAGCUGAGAGUUCAAAGGAUGUUUUGGAGUCAAAGACACUUGAACCUGAACAUUACGUGGUUGGGGAUGAAAAUGGUGAAAAAUCAGAUGCAGGAACUGUUGUUGAUUUGGUCAAUGGAGUUCAUAAGUCCCUAAAAAGUAAUGAUUCGAUCGAGAAUGGCACCACAGAUAAGAUUCACACAGAUGGGGAGGUCGGGCUUGUGGAUGAAACAGUAGCAGCAGAUAGAGACGUUAAUCAGCUCUAUGCCUCAGAUGCUGGAACUGUGCAGACCAAUGGUGUGCACGGCGGUGUUCCUGCACAAAAUGAUGGAUUAGCUGAUAGGAUGGAUGAAGAAGUUCAUCCUGAAGACUCCAUGUCGGAUGAAGACACUGAUGGUAUGAUUUUUGGGAGCUCUGAAGCCGCCAAAAAGUUCAUUGAGGAUUUGGAACGAGAAUCUGGUGGGGAUUCUCAUACAGGUGCUGACAGUUCAUUUGAGCAGUCUCAGAGGCUCGAUGGUCAAAUUGUCACUGAUUCAGAAGAAGAAGGUGAUACUGAUGAAGAAGGAGAUGGGAAGGAAUUGUUCGAUUCUGCUGCCCUGGCAGCUCUUUUGAAGGCUGCAACUGGUGCUGAUUCAGAUGGUGGCAGUAUCACUAUCACUUCCCAAGAUGGAUCUAGGCUUUUCUCAGUGGAGCGUCCUGCUGGCCUGGGAUCUUCACUUCGGUCUUUGAGACCUGCUCCCAGACCAACCCACCCCAACCUUUUCAGUCCUGCUUCUGCAGGUGGUGGAGAAUCUGAGGACAACUUGAGCGAAGAAGAGAAGAAGAAACUUGAAAAGUUGCAACAGAUUAGGGUGAAGUUUUUGAGGCUUGUUCACAGGUUAGGCCUUUCUCCAGAAGAAUCUGUGGCAGCACAGGUUUUAUACCGGCUGGCUCUUCUUGGUGGGAGGCAAGGCAUCCAAACUUUUAGCUUGGAUGCGGCCAAGAGGAUGGCUUUGCAGCUCGAAGCAGGGGAAAGUGAUGAUCUGGACUUCUCUGUGGACAUCCUUGUUCUUGGAAAAUCUGGGGUGGGUAAAAGUGCAACCAUAAAUUCAAUAUUUGGAGAAGAGAAGGCUCCAAUUGAUCCUUUUGAAACUGGGACAGCUUCUGCAAAAGAGAUUUCUGGACUUGUUGAUGGAGUUAAAGUUCGGAUUGUUGAUACACCUGGUCUUAAGUCCUCUGUGAUGGAACAGGGUUUCAACCGCAGUGUCUUAUCUUCGGUGAAGAAGUUCACAAAGAAGAGCUCCCCAGAUGUUGUUCUUUAUGUAGACCGGUUGGAUGCGCAAUCUAGAGAUCUUAACGAUCUACCACUCCUUAAGACUGUUACUAGUUCUCUUGGCUCUUCUAUAUGGCGAAGUGCCAUAGUCACCCUUACUCAUGCUGCUUCUGCACCUCCAGAUGGACCUUCUGGUUCCCCCCUGUGCUAUGAAGUGUUUGUCUCUCAGAGGUCUCAUGUUGUCCAGCAGUCCAUUGGCCAUGCUGUGGGCGAUCUACGAAUGAUGAGUCCAAGUCUCAUGAAUCCCGUUUCUCUUGUAGAAAACCACCCCUCAUGUCGGAAGAACAGGGAGGGCCAGAAAAUACUUCCUAAUGGUCAGAGUUGGAGACCUCAGUUACUGUUAUUAUGCUAUUCCAUGAAGAUUUUAUCAGAAGCUAGUUCACUCUCAAAACCUCAGGACCCAUUUGACCACCGAAAGCUGUUUGGUUUUCGAGCUCGUGCACCACCUCUUCCGUACAUGUUAUCGUCAAUGUUGCAGUCGCGUGCCCACCCAAAGCUUCCAUCCGAUCAGGGCGGUGAAAAUGUUGAUUCUGAUAUUGACCUGGAUGAUCUGUCGGAUUCUGACCAAGAAGAAGAGGAUGAGUAUGACCAGCUCCCGCCAUUUAAGCCUCUAAAGAAAGCUCAGUUAGCAAAGCUCAGUAGAGAACAGAGGAAGGCAUAUCUUGAAGAGUAUGAUUAUCGUGUAAAGCUUCUCCAGAAAAAGCAGUGGAGAGAGGAGUUGAGGAGAAUGAGAGAAAUUAAAAAGAAAGGUAAAGAUGUUGCAACUGAUUAUGGAUUCACAGAGGAUGAUGCUGACUCUGGAGCAGCGGCUCCAGUGGCGGUUCCCCUGCCUGACAUGGCUCUCCCACCUUCAUUUGAUGGUGAUAAUCCUGCAUAUCGGUAUCGGUUCUUGGAGCCAACUUCACAAUUUCUUGCAAGGCCAGUUCUGGAUAGUCAUGGUUGGGACCAUGAUUGUGGGUAUGAUGGUGUCAACCUUGAACACAGCCUAGCUAUUGCUAAUCGUUUUCCACUAGCAUACACUGUUCAAAUCACAAAAGAUAAGAAGGACUUCACCAUCAGUUUGGAUUCAUCAAUUUCGGCUAAGCAUGGAGAGAAUAUGUCGAGCAUGGCAGGCUUUGACAUUCAGAGUAUGGGAAAACAACUUGCUUAUAUUGUUCGGGCUGAAACCAAACUAAAAAAUUUGAAGAAGAAUAGAGCAGCUGGUGGAUUAUCUUUUACAUUUUUAGGUGAAAAUGUGGUCCCUGGUGUGAAGAUUGAAGAUGAGAUUACGUUAGGAAAGCAAUAUGUUUUGGUAGGUAGUGCUGGUGCUGUGCGAUCUCAGCACGACACUGCUUAUGGAGCCAACUUUGAGCUGCAGAGAAGGGAGCUGGAUUAUCCAAUUGGUCAAGUUCAAUCCACACUCAGCAUGUCCGUUAUCAAAUGGAGAGGAGAUCUAGCUCUAGGGUUCAACAGUCUGGCUCAGUUCUCAAUAGGACGAAACUCUAAGGUGGCUGUUCGCGCUGGAAUCAAUAACAAGCUCAGUGGUCAAGUAACUGUGAGGACAAGCAGUUCCGAGCAUCUUUCUCUCGCUCUCGCUGCUAUUAUCCCAACUGCUCUUUCCAUCUACAAGAAACUCUUUCCUACUGCAGGCGAGAAGUAUUCAAUCUACUAGUUCUGUUUCCUUGUUGCCUUUAUCUUUAAUAUUACAACAGAGCAUCUUGCAAGACAAUAGCUUUCCAUGUUCUCACUCUGCUUUUUGAAUAAUAAUUGAAUUGUUUGAUUUGUAAUUCUUGAUGGCACUGAGAACUCUUUUUUGGCGCAAUAGAAGUGUACGGUUAUUAACAGUGCAAAGUAGCGAAACAAUUGUUUGCUCUUCAAGAGAAUCCAUAUAAUGCUCUAUAUUUUGUAUCGUCGGGCGGUAGACUUAUUUACUAGUUCCAGGUGCCGUGUUCUGAUGCUGGAUCCACGCUCUCGUUAAUUUAUUUACAACAUUGAUCCGUGUGUUUAAUUA
This is a messenger RNA of Sesamum indicum (sesame), 3948 nucleotides long. Lineage: Eukaryota; Viridiplantae; Streptophyta; Magnoliopsida; Lamiales; Pedaliaceae. The record is from RefSeq and is a predicted model, not a curated record.